Molecule: messenger RNA, 5345 nt
Organism: Pelodiscus sinensis (Chinese soft-shelled turtle)
Lineage: Eukaryota; Metazoa; Chordata; Testudines; Trionychidae
Source: RefSeq, a predicted model, not a curated record
CAUUUGGGAAACACUGAUCUAGUCUGACCCCCUGCACAGUGCUGAUUUGCUGGAGAUGACCAGGGGGAUGUGGUUGGGGGGUUGGAUUUUUUUCAUAGUUUUUUUUUUUUAUUUUUGUUAUUUCUCUGGUACACGAUCACCUGCUUCCAGGCCCCAGGGCUGAAAUCCCGGCUCUCUUCCGUGCUCACGAAACCUUGCCGCCUUGCUUGGAGUUUGCUGCGCCUUUCCAAGUGUGCCGAGACCACCUCGUCCUCCCCCGGCCUGGCCCCAGCGUUGCAUUGGGUCCCCUGGUGCCUGCCUCUUGCCCCCCGCCGCCGCCGCCCAGGGUCCCCCCGCCGCCGGACCGAAACUGACCAGGGGCCGGACUCCGCGGCAGCUGCUGCGUGGCUAAUCGGCAGCAUGUGACAAACCCUAUUUUACUCCUCCCCCUAGGACCGGCUCGCCGGCCAGCCAGACGAGAUCCGAGCAACAGCAGCGGUGGCGGCAGCCUGCACACGCUCCCCUGACACAACUUCGUGCUAGGAUGGGAAGGAAACUGGAUCUUUCCAAGCUAACCGAUGAAGAGGCCAAGCACGUUUGGGAUGUGGUUCAACGGGACUUUGAUCUGCGGAAGAAAGAGGAAGAAAGAUUGGAGGACCUGAAAUGCAAGAUUGAAAAGGAGAGCACCAAACGGGAGCUCCUGUCUGAUCAGUCCCACCUCAACGAGACCCACUGCGUCCACUGCCUGCAGCCCUUCAAGUUUCUGGUGAACAGCAAGCGCCAGUGCUUGGACUGCCACUUCUACACCUGCAAGAACUGCAGCCGCUACCACAAAAAGGAGCAAGCCUGGAUCUGUGACCCCUGCCGCUUAGCCAGGGUUGUGAAGAUUGGUUCCCUGGAGUGGUAUUAUGAGCACGUGCGAUCCCGUUUCAAGCGGUUUGGAAGCGCGAAAGUGAUGCGGUCGCUCUACGGCAGGCUGCAGCACGGGCAGAACAUGAAUCCAGCAUUGCUAGGUGUCCACGACAGAGUUUACAGCUUGCCAGACAUCAACCGGGAGUGCCAGUGGCGCGCCGGCAGCGGGGUGGGCACGGAGAGCGAGGACGAAGACGCUCUCGUGGACGGCGCAGAAGCUGAGCACUACACGAGGAUGCGCAAGACAAAGCGCCUGCUGUCUGUCCACCCCUUUGAUUUUGAGUUGGACUCAGAAUAUUCUGCUCAAUCACGUCGUCAGUCUAUGCAGCUUUCGCAAACUCCGGUCAACCAGGAUGGCUUCCAGCCGUUCCCAGAUUUCCCAGAUGCCGGGGAGGACCCCUCCCGGAAGGAGACGAUGGUCGCAGAGGCAGACCUGGCUGCCGUGUUCCACCAGAUCCUGCAGGAGCAGGGGCAACACGUCACCCCUCCAGAGCAGGAGUUUAGCACCGAGCUCCGGCUGACCGUGAACUCCCAAAGGAAGAGCAUGGAAAGAAAUCCCAAACUCGACAGCCCAUGGAACGAGAGGCACCGACCCCAGUACUCAGCGGAUAUGGACACUUCCGAUGACGACAUCAAGGGAGCCCAGAAGUUCCCUGUCUACCAGACCCACCACGUGAAACGCAGGAACAGAGCCUCCUCCCAGGAGAAUAUAAACUACUCUGGAAACCAGUCUCCGGCCCCUGAGUCCCACACCGAUCCCGAUGUGGAAGAGGAGGAACUGAAGAGGAAGCUGGAAGAGUUAGCCAGCAACAUCAGUGACAAAGAAGAUUCUUCUGAGGAAGAGGAGGAAAGGGGGAAGGAUGAACCACAACCGGAGAUGAGUUCCUACAGCAGUGACCUGCCCAGUAAUGCUCAGAAGGUAGCGUGUAUCCUACCGUCUAAAAUUCAGUUCCCGUUUUCACGUCGGUCUCCAUAUUUCCAUUUCUGUUCCUACUCUUCCUUUCCUCUUAACAUCCUACCGGACAAGGCCCCGCGAGACGUGGAGGAACGUGCGCGGCACAGCGGGACCACUGACUCGGAGCUGUCGGAGCUGGAGGACAAAGUGGCCUCCACGGCCGUGCAGGUGCAGCAGGCCGAGAGCGAGGUGUCCGACAUAGAGUCUCGGAUCGCGGCGCUGACCGCUGCGGGGCUGACUGUGACCCCCGUGGAAAAGCCAAAGAAGAAAUCCAGCACACAGCUGUUCAUGCUCCAGCCUCCCAGGACUGCUGGGAGCAGCCCGGGGGAUCAAAGUACGGACUCUUCGGAGAUGGCGUUGCCCAGUGACUUCAGAGUGAGUCCUCGGGGGGUACCUUGCCGUCAGGUGUCCGACAUAGAGUCUCGGAUCGCGGCGCUGACCGCUGCGGGGCUGACUGUGACCCCCGUGGAAAAGCCAAAGAAGAAAUCCAGCACACAGCUGUUCAUGCUCCAGCCUCCCAGGACUGCUGGGAGCAGCCCGGGGGAUCAAAGUACGGACUCUUCGGAGAUGGCGUUGCCCAGUGACUUCAGAGUAAUGUCUAUGCCACAGGUGUUAAGGAGAAAAUUCAACAGUUCUCUUCAAAUGGCCGACGGCGAUGAAUCCUUUGACCGGAACUCCAUGUACCGAGGCUCCCUGACGCAACGGAACCCCAACGGGAAGAACAGGAAAGCCGAUCGCAUCUUCGCGAAGCCUGUGCUGACCCAUCGACCCUGAAGACGACGGAGCCUCCUGACAUUACACCCCCGACCUGGCCUCAGCUUAGAGCUUCGCCUUUAUUUCCUUCAACGCCUUCUCAUCCUACCGGUGCCAGGCAGAGCAGAGGAGGCAGGCCGGGGGGCGCGUACGCAGCUGGGACGCCACCUUGCAACCGAGUGCAAGUCGGAACGAGCAACUCGCUGCCCGUUCCUGACAGGAUUUCCAGCCCACGGUGUCUGGCAAAGCAGCCCCAGCAGACACCCCGCGCCCCCACGUCUCUUCCGCGAGUCUCCGCUGCUGUGACACGAGGGCCCCUGUGUGCAUUUGGCAGCAGCCCUGGCCUGGCCGGGUGCUCUGAGGGGUUGACUCACUGGUAUAACUCAGAGUUUUCACGCUGACGUUUGCUUUCCUCUUGCAGAGACGCCAGGGCAGGCCCAUAAAUAUUAACAGGUUUCCAGGGGAUUUAAGGAGACCACUCACCCGCUGCCUCAGAGGGGGCUCGUCUGGCUAAUACCUGGCCCAGCGCUGUGCAAAUGUAUUGCAAAAUCACUCCCCAGUGGUCCCAGCUCUGCCCAUCACUCCUCCUGCCCCCCAAUGGGCAGGAGCAACAGAAGGUCCCUAAAAACAGGAGGCCACCAGUGGCCAAACCAUGGCCCUGCCCUCGCCCUCCUUCUGAGCCCUUGCCCUGGCAUCGCCUCUUCCCCCAGGCUCACCUUGCUCCUCUCCGCCCCCCUCCCUACAUUCCUCGAACCAACACUCCUCUCCAUGGGUCCAGAGGGAGCCGUCGCACAGGGAGAGAAGUGACAGUGUAUUUAAAGUGUCUCUGAGUGUAGCCACCUACUGCCGGUGCCUGGUAUUCCAGGUCUGCGGGCCGUCAGACACAGAAUGCAGGAAGGUUGGUCACUGCUAAAUGCUUGCAAACCAUCUGGACAAAGAAGGAGGUGAUGGACACCCCAGUAUUCAAGUCCUUCCAGCCAGGACCAAAAUCUCCAACAGAACCCGGUUCCAAAAAAUGUUGGGAGUAGGGGUGCCAGUCCAGUGGUUUUGUUUCAAUAAAGCCAAACCAUUUCGUUCCCAUUACGACUUUCAAAUGUUUUUAAUACGCAGUUGUUCAAAUGUUAUUGGGGACUGAAAAAAAUCGAAAUGGGCUAUUUUGACGUUAUUAAAAUCCUUCAUGGAAUGGGGAAAUUUCAUCACAAUCGACAUGUUUUGCAAAUCAUUUGGAUUUGGUAACAAAUGGGGGAGUGGCUUAAAAAAAAAACCCUUUUGAUGAAAAUGUUAAGCUCCACUCAUGACUAAGUAGGAGUAGUUGUAUCCUAAACCUAAUGUUUUAUACUCUUGGGCAUGUUUGCAGAAAUGACCCAAUGUGACUUCUCCACAGCUGUAGCAUCUUUUUUAGUAUAAUUCAUCUAGAAGUUACGUCAGGCGUGGUCUGAGGCGGGCUGCAGCAGCUGGCACUCCAGGCGGAAUGCAAGAGCGGCGCCCCCGCCUGCACGGCCAUCAAUGGAGCGAUGUCAUCAUCAGGCGCCCUGUGACAUCAUCACCGGGCACCCCGUUGAAGGCGGCUCCCUAGGCAAUGGCCGAGUUGGCCUAUAGUCACAGGCUGCCCGAGUUACAUGCCAUCUCAAAUUCCCUUCAUGUCAAGUCACUUCCAUUCUCACUAGCGUGAGAUCUUGAUAAACUUAAAAAAACAACCAGUGGUCUGGUAGCACUUUCUAGACUCACAAAACAUGGAGAUGGGAUCAUGAGCUUUUGUGAGCACAGCCCACUUCUUCAGAUGACCCAAUCUUCAGAUUUUGAGUUCUCUCUAAGAGGGCAUAGGCCUAUGCCAUUCCAAGAAAUGGAGUCUAGUGAAAAUAAUUAGCCCUGUUUUAGGAACAACUUCCAGCCACAGACAUGUCACCACAGCACCUUGCAAAAAAAAUGAAAUGACCGUUUGUGGAUCUCUCACCGCGGAGCAGACAUCAAGCAUAACCCCGUGACUUAGAUCCUCAGAUGGCAAAAGGCAACUUGGGCUAUGUCUAGACUGCAGGCUUCUUUCAGAAGAAGCUUUUCUGGAAGAGAUCUUCUGAAAAAACUUCUUCCAAAAGAGAGCGUCUACAGUGCAAAAGCACAUUGAAAACGCAAUGUUUUCGAAAGGUAGCGUCCACACUGAAUGGACGCUCUCUCGCAUUUAAACUGUGAUUGCUAUGGAUGGGGGGGCCACCCGGGCUUUCUCCUUUUUCCUCUUCUUCCGAAAGAACUCCCUCUUCCCCAUCCACACACAUGCCUUUUUCCAAAAGAGCUCUUUCAGAAAAGGCUUCUUCCUCGUAGAAAGAGGUUUACCAAUGUCGGAAAAACCCUCUGCUCUUUCAAUUUUUUUCUCGAAAGAACGCGAUUGCAAUGUGGACAUAAGUGAAGUUUUUUCGGAAACAUGGCCAUUUUCCCAAAAAAACGCUGCAGUGUGGACAUACCCUCGAUGGAAUGAGGCAGAUCUCUACCAUCAGGAGUUGGCCCGGUGUUUUUUAAAGCCAAAUACAGAACCGCCUUGCCUAGAAACACAUCCUCUGCAAUCCACAGUUCCACGUUUGGUUCCAGUCCCAGCUUCUCCGCAUCUCAUGACAACCCUCAAUAAUGUAAAAUAAGGCAGUGUUCAGACUGUAGUAUCCCGGGCCAUUUUUACCUAUCGGCUUUUAUCCUCCUCUGUCUCUCUAUUGCUGUACAUAUGUGACGUCAUGCAAUAAAGCUGAGAUUGCGUGAGGAG